Messenger RNA from Pisolithus orientalis, 965 nucleotides. RefSeq lists its product as uncharacterized. NCBI's taxonomy places the organism in Eukaryota, Fungi, Basidiomycota, Agaricomycetes, Boletales, Pisolithaceae. Bases 200 to 754 code for a protein of 184 amino acids. The record is from RefSeq and is a predicted model, not a curated record. The transcript has a single exon.
ACGGUACAUGCAGAGUCUCUUUCGGAUUGAAUCGACCCCUCUCAGAAGGGUGUGGAACACUGCAUGGACAUGCAGGUGAGUCUUUCUUUCCUUUGGACUCUCCAUGGACUACACCGACAGUCACUGCGGAAACGAGAUAUUGUCUGGUACUGGACAUGGUGUGGGCAGAUGACUAAACCGUAGAUAGGUAACCAUUACUAUGACCUCACUAUGGAUGAACUUGCCGAAGCCCGAGACAAACUGGAACUGUUGGAAGAACAAGAAUGCCAAACACCUUUGCAACAUCCACGAUCGACCAACUCCUCAAGCACACUACACACACCCCUAUCAGCCGUCCUCCUGUUAUAGCUCUUUAUCAGGUAAUCUAUCCGGCCCGGCCUAUGCCCACCAGUACACCAAGCAGGCGUUGGCUAGUGUCACGUCGUUGGAGAGACGUAAUUAUGAAGUCACCGGGUCUCUGGACCACUAUCGCAAUAGAUCAUGGUCUACCUCUCUGGUGUUAGCACACGUAAAGAGAAGUCGUGAAUGUCCACUCAACGUCCGAAUACGGUACUGGCUUUUUCGGAAUCACUUUCCAAAGUUUUCGGGACUCCUUGGUCUUAUGGUCUCUUAUGGAUACCGCUGGCGUAGCUUCCUUGUCAAGAACAACUCGCAGGAUAUGGAUGGUGGAGUCAUCAAAAGCAUUUGGAACGUAUCGUUUUCCUCUCUGAAAGUGCCCAACUACUCGAGUAUUUUGAUCUUAAGGAAAGCAUAAGACUCGAUAACUUCUCCGCUGCUGCUAGUCUCAAAUCUCUUAGGUUACGGCGUUCUCCGUUAGGAGCACCACUCUUACCUAUCUAUAACGUCGCUAAGAAUGCUGACAGUGCUUUCGAUCUUUGGGUCGAAGUUGUGGGGUUCUACUUCCGGACGGUAUCCACUUGCCACCUUCUCGAGUCCCUUGCGGUUGUGCUCGAUGAUCCCCGGUC